GGUGGUGCAGGUGAAUGUGUUACUGUAUUUAUGAUAAUCUGAUUAUUUCCCUGAUUCGCAUUUGAAUGACGAUUAUUUUGAUAUUCUAGAUUGACUUGUUCAUGUUCAAUGAUAUCUACAGUUUCGUCUGGGGGUUGAAUGAAAAUACUGUCUUCGUCAUUAUCGACGUUUACGAACAUAGAUUCGGUAUCAGGUUGUUUUGGGGUAGAAGAGUUAAAUGUAGGUGUACUUCAUUCAGAUGAGCCUUUCUGAACUGGUCGGUCAAACUUAACGUUUUGGUGUUGAGUACCCGCGCAUUCUUGAAUCAAAUCAUCUAAGUCGUUCCAAAAUGAACUGGU
Messenger RNA from Acanthoscelides obtectus, 338 nucleotides. The record is from the annotation of a GenBank genome assembly. NCBI's taxonomy places the organism in Eukaryota, Metazoa, Arthropoda, Insecta, Coleoptera, Chrysomelidae.